GAUUAAACACCACCCUCCCACACUGAGCCUUCAGCCAUCCGUCAACAAAGCUCUUCGUCUGAGCAGCAAGCUGAGCGGGCUGCAAGCUCAAACCUUGCCAAAUCCUCCUAUUUCUUUCACUCCAUAAGCCCCAGCAGCCCCACACCACCCUCGGCAGGUCUGGUUUCUUCUCCAUCUGAAAAACGCGCUGAAGCCACUCGAGAAAAGAUCCAGCCGACCCACCCACCUGCUCAAAAUUGCUCCAGCCCAUGGCACGCCAACUCACAGUAGCCACCGGAUAGCGCACAAAUAAAUGGAGCAACGUUUCCUCCCCAGCUCCACACAGUCCGCACCUAACUUGGCAGUUCACUCUUCGACUCACCAGGUUAACAGUAGUUGGGAGGCAAUCUACACAUGCUUGCCAAAAGAACGAUUUAAUCUUUGGGAGGAAGUCUCCAAUUCCACAUCGAUGUCCAUUCUGACCAAGAAUCCGCUUGAAAUUCACCCACCAAUUUCCGAUAGCAGCUGCGCACUGAAAAUCUUCCCCCAGCCUCCCAUCUCCAAAUCAGCUUAUCAGGUAUCAUACGCUUGCUUGUUGGGAUACUUUGAAUCAGGGUUCUAUCUCUGUUAUUAAAGAUGUCAAGGAUGAUGUCUGAAUCCCAUGCCUGAGUAUGCACACUAAACAGGUUGCUAACUGUCGUGUUUUCCAAGCCUGCAUAAGGAGUAGAUGUGACCAAAGGAUUUACCUCAUCCGGUAACCAAGGAUCGGACCAGACCUGAAUUGACUUGUCGUCCCCAACCCGCCAACGAUAUCCAUCUCAAAUAACCUCCUGUGUCUCAAACAAACUCCUCCACACAAAGGAUGGAUUAUUUCCCAACUUAGCUUUUAAAAAAUUACCACCUGGAUAAUACUUUGCUCUGAAAACACGACCCACCAGAGAAUUUAGUUCGGAUAGUAAUCUCCACGCUUGUUUAGCGAGCAUAGCAAUAUUGAAAUGCCGAAGUCUCCUAAACCCCAUGCCCCCUGUCUUUUUUGGCUUACACAGGAAAUCCCAGUCCCUCCAACGGAUCCCUUUUCCAGCUUUGCCUAACCACCAGAACCCAUUCAUUAGCACUUCAAUCUCCUUACAAAGCUCCUGCGGUAGAAGAAAAACAUUCAUAGUGUAUGUUGGUAACGCUUGAAUAACACUUUGUACACCUAGUUGAUUCACUUAAAAGUAUUAGGACUCAAUUGAUUUUUUCGCAUGAGUACACAGAUUUUUUCCCUUCUUUCUUUCAAAAAAGUGUCUGCCUUUUUCUAAGGCUAACUCAUGUUCCAAUUUCCAAACCAAGCACAUGAGAAGUGUGCGUAUAUUAUAUAUUAGGGGUGAACAAAAAAAACUGAAAAAAUCAAAACCGACCGAAACCGACUAAAACCGAUUAACCAUUGGCGGUUCAGUUUACGGUUCCACCUUUGGGUUAAAAAACAGACAGAACUGAAAGCGGCCAAAAAACCCGACAAAAACAUGCCAAAAUCAACCGAAACUUAUAAAAUCGGCCGAACUGAACCGAACCAAAACCGAAUCGAAACCGAUUCAAGUAGUGUGGUUCGAUUUACGAUUUCACCUUUUCUAAUACUUAAACGGAUAAAACUGACACGGACAAAACCGGACUCACGAACACCCAUAUUAUAUACUACCGUCGUCCCUAAAAGUUUCGUCACUUUUCUUGGUCAAUGAUGACAUACCUUGGACAAUGAUUUCGAUUAUUAUAUAUGUAUAUUACGUGUAAAUUUUAUACUUUUAUGAAAAUAUUUUGAAUAAAGAACAUUUUGAUAUAAUUUUCAUAUUCUAAAUAAUUUCGUAUAAAAAAAUAUAAUUGGUCAAAGUUGAUUGUCAUUGAUCAAGAAAAGUCAAUUUGGCGAAUUCUUCGUGACGGAGGAAGUAUUACGUACUACAUAAUAUAUAUACGGAGAAUGAGAGGGAAAUUUCUACAAUACCUGCCUAAAUAAGUGUGUUGAGUCCCGCUUCGUGUACACGCCGGUCAAAUUAUCUGUGUACAGACAAUUUGAUCGGCUACACAAACAACUUGACCGACGUUUUAUGAAGAAAAUCGAUUUCCACACAGACAAAAAGUAAAGAGUUGUUUGUAUCACAGACAUUUUAGACCGGAAUUUUUCAUAAAGUGCCUGUGAUACAGACAAUUUGUUUAUUUCUGUACGUGUGAAAAUCAGUUUUCUCCAUAAAACGCCGGUCAAAUUGUCUUUGUAGCCGGUCAAAUUGUUUGCACACAGACAAUUUGACCGACGUGUACAAACGGAAUUUUGCAAGUGUGUUUUGGUACCCAAGUUUUCUCAGCCGAUCACAUUGCGAUGUCGCCACGUUGUUCCAGGCCAAUGUUAUUCUAGUAUUUGCAUUUCAGUUUUCCAAAUUAAUCACAUACUUAUAUUACUAUGUGAAAAAGUCAUGGUAUGAAAUUAAAAAGCUUUGAGAAGUUUUGAUGCAAAAGUAUGAAGGGAAGAAGGAUGAGAGAGAAACACGACUUGAGGCCUGCUUGGAACUUAGGGAUCAUACGAUCACACAUGAACUUCCCACAUCAGACAAUGAAUUCGAUCGGUUGAAUUUUCUAUUCAAAAUGUGAUGAGAUAAUCACAAUUACGCCAAUCCGUCUUACUUGGGCAAGGCUGAUUUUUCUUUUGAAAUGUUUUUUUUUAAUUUACAGAAUUGAUGUGAAUUCUCAGUAAUUCACCAUAUUAUUGUGUUGAUUAAUGGUCUGUUUUAGUAGACACAAAAAAAUGAUUAGUGAUUUGAUUCCGGUGAUGUUGUUGUGUUUGACGUAAGGAGUGUUUGAGGUUGAUUAAAAAAAGCGUUUUUCUGCUUUUGGCUUAAAAAAAGUUGAAAAGAGUGUUUUCAAAUGAUAGCUUCUGCUUAAAUUAAUCACUUAAAAGCUAAAAGCUGGAAACAGGUAGAAGGGUGCUUUAAACUGCUUCUCACUUUUUCUAUUACACAAAAAGUACUUAUUUUACCAAACACUAUCAACUUUUAUUUUUUCAGAAUCACUUUUUUCUCAAACAAUAUCAACUUUUACUAUUAAUCACUUUUCCCAAAAUCACUUUAAAAAAUCACUUUUUUAAAGUUGAAGCAAUCGCAAACACUCCCGUAGACUAAAAUGUAAAUGACAAAACUGGUGUAUGUAUACUACUCGUAAGGAUGUUACGUGGCUUCACGUUAUAAUGUGAUUGGUUGAAAAUAUUCGGGAAAGAAAAGAAAGAAAUAAAUAGGGAGUAGUCGAUCGAUCGAUCGAUCGAUCUGUUGUUAUAUAUAUACUAGGGAGUAGUCGAUCGAUCGAUCUGUUGUUAUAUAUAUAUGUUACCACAGAAAGAAAGAAAGAAAAAAAAAAUCAUGAGGACUGUGCAGACGGUGGGGUACCGGAGAGGCGAGCGCGUGGAGGUGGCGAGCAACGCCGAAGGGUUCGUGGGGUCGUACUACGAGGCCACGGUGGUGGAGGAGCUGCCCGGCGGCAAGGGCUACAUACAGGGGCGGAGCUAGGGGAGGGCCAACCCUAGCCCUGGCCCAGCCCAAAUUUUAAAAAUGUCUAAAUAUUUAGUGUAAAAAAAAUCGUGUAAAUUUUUUUCCAAAAAUAUUCUUUGUAUCGGCCCAGUCCGGCCCAGUGUCCUGGCUCCGCCCCUGGCUACAUAGUCCAGUACAACACUCUCGUCAAGGACGACCUUUCCGGGCCGCUGCGGGAGGCGGUCAGUGCCGCGGAGGUCAGGCCGCAUCCGCCGGAGAUCAAGGCGGCGGAAUUCCACAUGGACGAGGCGGUCGACGUUUUUGACAACGACGGGUGGUGGGUGGGGCGGAUCAGCGGGAAGCUCGGCAGCCGGCGUUAUUACGUGUCCUUCCAUUCCCCAGGAGAUAUCCACACUCUAAUUUACCCCAAACACAGAAUAAGGGUUCAUCUCCAUUGGGAUCGUCAUGCCUGGAUUUCCAAUCUUCAAUCCUUUUAAUUUUAGGUUUACAUUACAGAAUUAUAUAUAUAAUAAUGUCGUCUGC
Molecule: messenger RNA, 4010 nt
Organism: Cuscuta epithymum
Lineage: Eukaryota; Viridiplantae; Streptophyta; Magnoliopsida; Solanales; Convolvulaceae
Source: the annotation of a GenBank genome assembly